CCCAAUCCUGAUCAGAUCAAAACGAUUUGGGUAGCAGCGGUGAUGUUGGUCGCACUACUGUUUGGAUGGAAUAUGAUCUUACUACGUGAUGCAUUGUAUCCAUGGAAGAUUGGAUUGUGGACAUGCCGUGAGAAGCUCAACACAAUUGCUUACCCCCUCAAUUGCACUGCACUGAACAGCAUAACAAUCGACCCUGACAAAGGUCCAAUCAGCGGAAUGACGGGCGGAAUUCCACCAAUAAUCUUGGCAGCAGGUUACAUUUGUUCAAUCUUGGUAGGCUCAGGAUUGAUGAUGGCAGCGUUUGACAUAACCGCAAGCAAGAUUGCCGCUUUGAUCGUUUAUCCAAUGUUAAUCUUUUGCUUUUGGUUCGGUAGGACAUGGGCGCGAAUCCGAAUUUUAAUUUGUAUGGCAAUCAGUAUCGCCUUCUUUUUCAUCAAUCAUGCUACCGCAUUACGUUUUUACGUUCUCUUUUUGGGCGUCUUGAACGCUUUUUACGUUUUAUGGGAUAUCGCUGAUGAUUUCGUCUUUCGUAAAUCAAACGAAUCCGAUAUUGCACUUUUUGCAAGAAUGUCAAGGGCAAGCACACAAAUAUGGAUCCUAUUUUGGCUGUUCAUCACAAUGGCUUUCGUCUCUUUGGCCAUCGUUGGAGGUCUUCACUUCUUUGACAAAAGCUUGGAAGCUCAAAAGGCAGCUCAAGCGCACUUUUUGCCUACUUGA
Meira miltonrushii is the source of this 717-nucleotide messenger RNA. RefSeq lists its product as uncharacterized. The record is from RefSeq and is a predicted model, not a curated record. The transcript has 2 exons. Lineage: Eukaryota; Fungi; Basidiomycota; Exobasidiomycetes; Exobasidiales; Brachybasidiaceae. The annotation marks the transcript as partial.